AUGGCGAGUAUGCUGCAAGCACGGUCCGCCCUGGUGCUCUAUGGUUCCGAAACGGGAAGUGCCCAAGAUGUGGCUGAAGAAAUGGGCAGGAUCGCUGAACGUCUUCGCUUCCAUACCGAAGUCGCAGCCCUGAAUGCCAUCACGCUUAAGCAACUGUUGCACCAUCCUGUCGUCCUCAUCGCCAUCUCCACGACGGGCCAGGGCGAGCUGCCUGCAAAUAGCCAGGCGUUUUGGAAAGCGCUGCGAAGUGCUCGCCUGCGCCCUGGCUGUCUCGACCAGAUCAAGUUCGCCUCGUUUGGUCUUGGUGACACAUCCUACCCCAAAUUCAACUGGGCGCAUCGCAAACUGUACAACCGACUGACACAGCUGGGCGCUCAUCCCAUCUGUGACCGUGGCGAGUCGGACGAGCAGCAUCCAGAAGGCAUUGAUGGUACCUUCCUUCCUUGGUCUUCCACUCUACGCCAACGCUUGCUGCAAGAAUAUCCUCUCCCAGACGGUGUCGAGCCAAUACCAGACCAUGUCCUGCUAGACCCGAAAUGGACGCUCGACCUCGCAGAUGCCUCUCCAGCCAAACCCACUCUCCCAUCGCAUCCUGCUCAAGCAGUUGGCGAGACUAAUGCCGACGACGAAUCUCCAUCCUCGGAGCUUCUCACGAUACCUGGGGGUAUCACUGCGCGUGUGACAUCCAAUGAAAGAGUCACGCCGCAGAAGCACUGGCAAGAUGUUCGUCACAUCACAUUCGACCUUUCAGGUACACAUCCAUACAGCCCUGGUGAUGUCCUGACAGUCUAUCCGAAGAAUUUCCCUUCAGAUGUAUCUCUACUCUUGUCGACAAUGGGUUGGACAUCCAUGGCUGACACCCCCUUGCGUUUUGUGCCGUCUUCAUCCUUCACCUCACCUAACGCUACCCUACCAAUACCUCAUGUUACCAAAGACAGCACUGUCACGUUACGAGAGCUUCUCACAAGUCAUCUCGACAUCAUCUCCAUACCCCGCCGCUCCUUCUUUGCACAAAUAGCACACUACACCUCCGACGACUUCCACCGAGACAGGUUGUUGGAGUUUACAAACCCAGAGUAUAUUGACGAGUUGUACGACUACACCACUCGACCUCGCCGUAGUAUUCUCGAGGUACUUCAGGAAUUCGAAAGUGUCAAGAUCCCGUGGCAGCACGUGUGCAGCAUCAUCCCCACUUUGCGCGGACGUCAAUUCAGCAUUGCGAGUGCGCACGAUCCAAAAGCCACUCUGCAAGACAAGACACGAAUGGAGUUGUUGAUAGCCAUAGUAAAGUAUAAGACCGUCAUCAAAAGGAUCAGGCAGGGCGUUGCGACUCGCUACAUCGCCUCAUUACAGUCUGGUCAAGACAUCACCGUCACAUUAUCAAAAGGCGGACUUGGUGUGUCCCAAACAGAGAUAGAUAGACCGGUAGUCAUGGUCGGUCCAGGCACAGGGGUAGCACCUAUGCGCUCGUUAAUCUACCAGCGAAGACUUUGGCGAGAGCAAGCGAAGCAACUCACAAACAGGUCUGAGCCGUCAACAGCUACAGGCACGCAAGCCGAGGACCUGCUCUUCUUCGGCUGCAGAAAUGCAGACGCCGACUACUAUUUCAAGCACGAGUGGGACGACCUGCGCGCUGCCGGCGUCCCUCUACAGGUUUUUGCCGCUUUCUCCCGGGACCAACGGCAGAAAAUCUACGUCCAAGACCUCCUUCGCCAACAAAGCGCCCUCGUCUACAACGCACUCGCCACCCACAAUGGUAUCGUGUACAUCUGCGGUGCCUCGGGCAAGAUGCCCCAGGCUGUUCGCGAGGCACUCAUCGAAGUAUUCCAGAAACAUGGGAAACUGGACAGAGACAGCGCGGAGAAGUAUCUUGUUGCCUUGGAGAAGGGGGGGAGAUAUAGGCAGGAAACUUGGUGA
Messenger RNA from Plenodomus lingam JN3, 1917 nucleotides. RefSeq lists its product as uncharacterized. Lineage: Eukaryota; Fungi; Ascomycota; Dothideomycetes; Pleosporales; Leptosphaeriaceae. Gene Ontology annotation, molecular function: flavin adenine dinucleotide binding; FMN binding; NADPH-hemoprotein reductase activity. Gene Ontology annotation, cellular component: cytosol. The record is from RefSeq and is a predicted model, not a curated record.